Molecule: messenger RNA, 1538 nt
Organism: Terrapene triunguis (Three-toed box turtle)
Lineage: Eukaryota; Metazoa; Chordata; Testudines; Emydidae
Product: butyrophilin subfamily 1 member A1-like
Exons: 9
Coding region: 1-1524 (507 amino acids)
Biological process (GO): T cell receptor signaling pathway; regulation of cytokine production
Cellular component (GO): external side of plasma membrane
Molecular function (GO): signaling receptor binding
Source: RefSeq, a predicted model, not a curated record
AUGAUGGGGAAGGUUCCCUCGUUCUCCCCUGGCUCCACAGUGAGCUCCGCUCUGCCCGGCUACGUCGCUCUCUGCCUCGCUCUACAGGUUCACAGGCUGGCGUCAGGACAGUUCACAGUGACUGGACCUGACCAUCCAAUCACUGCCUCCCUAGCUGGAGAGGCCGUCCUGCCCUGCCACCUCUCCCCCAAGAUGAGCGCUGAGAACAUGGAGGUGAGAUGGUUCCGAUCCGAGUUCUCUGCAAUCGUGCACCUGUACCGUGAUGGGCAGGAUCAGUACGGACAGCAGAUGCCAGAAUAUCGAGGAAGAACUGAGCUCUGGAAAGACGACAUCACCAAUGGGAGAGUUUCCCUGAGAAUACGCGAUAUCCAACUGUCAGACGGUGGGCAGUAUAAGUGUUUUUUUAAAUCGAGUGUCUCUUAUGAAGAAGCUUUAUUGGAACUGCAGGUGGCAGGUUUGGGGUCUGCUCCUGUCAUCUCUGUGGAGGGACAUCAGGAUGGAGGGAUCCGGGUUGUGUGUCGAUCAGCCGGAUGGUACCCACAGCCCAAGGCUCAGUGGAGAGAUCUCCAGGGGCAGCUCUUACCAUCAGCCUCUGAAAGCAUAUCCCAAGAGUCCAAUGGCCUGUUUCAAGCAGAGAUUGCCAUUGUUAUAACAGAAGAAUCCAACCAGAAAGUGUCCUGCUGUGUCAGGAACCCCCAUCUCAACCAGGAGAGAGAGUCAGCAAUUUCCAUAGCAGAGCUGUUUUUCCCACAAGUCAAUCCCUGGAUGGUGGCUCUGGGUGUGAUCCUGGCUGUUCUCCUUCCCCUGGCCGGUUACUGCUUCUGGAGGCAACACAGAGCAAAAGAUACCCUACGACCUGCUAUGGAGAGCAGGAGAGAGAUCCUGCGAUCUGAGAUGGAGAGACAGAAAGAGGCUCUGCAAUCUGAGAUGAAGAGACAGAAAGGACUCACCAGAGCCCGACGAUAUGCAGUGGAUGUGACUCUGGAUCCAGACACGGCAAAUCCCAAACUCGUCCUGUCUGAGGAUCAGAAACGUGUAAGACGCGGAGACACAUGCCAGGAUCUGCCCGACAAUCCAGAGAGAUUUGAUCAUUGUUACUGUGUCCUGGGUGCUCAGGGGUUCACAGGUGGGAGGCAUUACUGGGAGGUGGAGGUGGGACACAAGAUGAGAUGGGACCUGGGGGUUUGUAGGGAAUCUGUGAGCAGGAAGGGGCCGGUCACAUACACACCUAGGAAUGGAUACUGGGUCGUGUGGCUGAGGGGUGGGGAAUACGCAGCCAGCACCUACCCCCGGACCCCGCUCCCCGUGAGCAUCAGGCCCAACCGGGUGGGGAUUUUCCUGGACUAUGAGGUGGGUGAGGUCUCGUUUUACAAUGUGACUGACAGGUCCCAUCUCUUCACUUUCACUGAAACCUUCUCCGGGACGCUCCGUCCUUAUUUCCAUCCCUGCCGCUCGGGUAAAAACGUGGCUCCCCUGAUAAUCUGCCCAGUCCCAGUUGAGGCCGGAGGGAAUCUCUGUCCCUGACAGUGACACCCGCG